Messenger RNA from Guillardia theta CCMP2712, 1614 nucleotides. RefSeq lists its product as hypothetical. Gene Ontology annotation, molecular function: methyltransferase activity. Gene Ontology annotation, biological process: rRNA base methylation. The coding region runs from base 1 to 1614 and encodes 537 amino acids. The transcript is spliced from 7 exons. The record is from RefSeq and is a predicted model, not a curated record. Lineage: Eukaryota; Cryptophyceae; Pyrenomonadales; Geminigeraceae. Gene Ontology annotation, cellular component: nucleolus.
AUGGGAGCGCAGGGGGUGUGCGAUGGAGCGGCGGAGGCGCUGAGGAAGAGCAAGAGAGGAGAGGGAGUCAGGCAGGUCCUGUACUCGAUGGAUCUUCCGGCUUCCGCGAAGCCUCAACUGCAGGCUAUCGUGUUCGGCGUGCUCAAGAACGAGGAGCUGCUGCUGACGGUCGCGCGAGAGUCUGGGUUGAUGUCGCAGAUACCAAGCUCGAUGCUCCGGCCGGACGACAAGCUUCUCCUCGUGCUUCUGUACGAGGCGCUGCUGGGCUCCAGGAGGGUCCGGGGAACUGCUCCUCUAGUUGACAUCGUCAAGAGGAACAAGGCGAACCUGCAGAAGACGCUAGCGGAGAAACGAAAGAAGGGGCAGGCGGCAGCGUAUGCAGAGAAGAUUCGCCUCCCUCGGUACGUCAGAGUGAACGUCAGAAAGACAAACAUGGAGUCUGUCCUGCAAAGUUUUCAGCUCAAGGGAUGGAAUGUCAAAACCGUCCCGUCGGAAAAGUCGAGCAAGAAGCAAACGGCUGACGCGGCCCCGGCCAAGAAGAACAACAUGGUGGAGCCGCCCAAGGGGACCAUCGUCAUGGACAGCAUCAUCAAGAACCUCCUGGCCUUCCCUGCUGGGACGAGUCUCUUCGCCGAUCGGAUGUUCCAUGGGGGAGAGAUCAUCCUCCAAGAUCGCUCCUCCUGCCUGUCUGCCGUAGCUCUCGACCCCCUUCCUCCUGGCGCCAUCUGUGUAGAUACAUGCGCAGCCCCGGGAAACAAGACGUCGCACGUGGCGGCUCUUCUGUACGAGGCUCACUCGCAAGCUCUGCUGGAAGGAGCCACAGGGAAGGAGGCGAAGAAAGGACAGAUCCUCGCAUUCGAGAGGGACAAGGUCCGUGAGUCUGUCCUCCGUAAGCAGAUGGUCAAGCUCGGAUGCAACGACGUCGUUGAAGUGCACGGCCAGGACUUCUCGGAUGCUGCCAGGCGAGCCAUCGCAGGAGACACCAGCUCCACCUCCUCCCUCCUCAGAGAGGCUUCGCAUUUCCUCGUUGACCCCUCCUGCUCCGGCAGCGGACUGGUCGCGCAGUAUCAUGGGUCGAGCUCAGGCGUGCAGACAGGAGAGGAGGAGAAGGAGGAGCAGAGCCACGAGCACGACGAGCAGGACGGGAACAAUAUCGCCUCUCUCGCAGCCGAGCAGGUCAAACUCGUACUUGACGCCAUGUCCCUGCCCAAGGCAGAGGUGGUCGUGUACAGCACGUGCAGCGUACACCAGGAGGAGAACGAGGACGUGGUGGCGAAGGUCCUACAGGCCACCAGGAGCUUCAAGCAGGUGGCUGCCAUCCCCUCCUGGCCUCAUCGGGGCCUCGCGACUGCCGGACCUCAUGGCCCUCUGUGCGUGCGAGCAAGUCACGACAAGGACUCCACCAACGGCUUUUUCGUUGCUCGUUUCGAAAGGAUCCGGGGCGAGGUCGACGGCAAGGGAGGAGCUGGGCAGGGAGGGGGCGAAAAGAAGCGGAAGGGAGAGGAGCAGCGAGGACGAGACGAGAAGAAGGGGAAGAAGAGUAAGAACGAACAGAAGGGAGGAAACACCCGAACGUCAUCUAAGAAGUUUAAGGACGCUGUUGACAUAGAUUGA